This is a messenger RNA of Suillus bovinus, 2038 nucleotides long. RefSeq lists its product as uncharacterized. The record is from RefSeq and is a predicted model, not a curated record. Gene Ontology annotation, cellular component: small-subunit processome; nucleolus. The transcript is spliced from 7 exons. Bases 107 to 2038 code for a protein of 643 amino acids. NCBI's taxonomy places the organism in Eukaryota, Fungi, Basidiomycota, Agaricomycetes, Boletales, Suillaceae. Gene Ontology annotation, biological process: maturation of SSU-rRNA from tricistronic rRNA transcript (SSU-rRNA, 5.8S rRNA, LSU-rRNA).
GUCGCAUAGUCACCACCGGGAACAAAUCAAUAAUUAUUGCAGCCGGUUUUCUAAUUUUAGACUUAUUUUUCAGUGUACGGCGUUUACAAACCUCAAAGUCUCAAGUAUGCCUCGCCGUCGUCCAUCCGGUAAGAGUAAUUCUCGCUCGAAGCCGCGGCCAGUGGAUCGCAAGGACAGCAAAAUAAAACGGUGGAACAAGGCUUCUGAUAUUGAGUUAGACGAAGAGGAUCAGUUCCAUGCGUCCAGGGAUAAGAUUCUUUUGAAUGGAGAUGGAGAUGUCGAGGAUGAAGACGGGGACGAAGACGAGGUUUUUGCUCUCGAAGGGGUAUCAGACGAGGAUUCAGAGGAAGCUGAAGACGAGGACGACGGCGGACUUGCACAUGAUGAAGAGGGAGACGACGAAGAAGACCUAGUCGUCACCAAGAGCAAAAGUAAAACCAAGACAAAGUUGAAGAAGGCAUCAUCUCCUUCAGAUACUGGAUCUGAGGAUGAAUCUUGGGGCCGAAGCAAGUCAGCGUAUUACUCCUCCAAUGCUGCCCAGAUCGACUCGGAAGACGAAGAGGCAAACGAGUUGGAGGAACAGGAAGCACGUAAACUUCAGCUGAAGGCUCGGGAUGCUAUUCAUGAGGACGAUUUUGGAUUGGGCGAAGGUCUCGAACCAGCAUCCGAUGCUGAGGUUGAAGAUUCCCUAGAGGAACAAUCAGGGCCCACAAUUGAUAUAUCAUUAAACGACAAGAAGUCCAUCUUGCAGCACCUAGAAAGAGAAAAUCCAGAAGCUCUUGCCUUGGCCCGUGACUGGGAUGAUACGGCCCGUAAUCUCAUCGAAAUGCAGGCAAAAAUUGCAGCAACAUCGGAGAAAGAAACUGACGGAAUUGAACUCGGACUUCUGCACGUAUACUAUCAGGCUCUCCUGACCUAUGCUACUACCCUCGCGUACUAUCUUCACCUUCGCUCCUCGGAGAAAUACGCAGGUCGUCCUCUACUCCUGAGACAGCACCCUGUCCUAAAUCGCUUGCUCACUCUCAAGCAAUCACUCGUCAUGCUAGAAAAUCUGGGCGUUGGCACCAAUUCGCACGAUGAAGACGACGACGACGACGAAGACGAUUACGCCGAACCAGGAUCUGACACACCUGACUUAUGGAGCAUCUUGAUGACGAAGGGUCUCGAAUCUGACGAGCUUGUAGAUCUGUUGAUGGACGCAGAGAGCAAACCCAAAAAGCCAUCCAAGAAAGACAAGAUCGAAACUAAGCCUCCCAAGAAAAAACGCAAGACUUCCGAUGAUAAAAUUGGACAACCAAUCUUUGACCUCGUCGAGCCAGACUUUGAGGCGGCCUCGACUUUUGCAAAGAAGAAGCGUUCGGCCCCCGUUGACACUGCUAGCACAGACGCAUUUGGUGAAGCCACGUUUCUACAACACGCUGACGCCACCGACAAACAGGCACGCAAGAAGAGCUUGCGUUUCCAUGUGUCACGCAUUGAAAGUGCUGCUGCGCGGCGCCAGAACGCUCGUGUCAAUGCAGUGGGCGGUGAUGAUGACAUUCCUUACCGCGAACGAAGGAAAGAAAAGGAACAGAGAAUGGAGAAAGAGCGGCAGCGAAAGGCCGGAACUCUGGGAAUGGGCGGAGAUGACCUGGAUGGUGUGGAUCCCGAAAUUACUGACGCAAGCAACCACAGCAAAAAGAGACGGAGAGAUGUUGAUAUUGAGGAUGAUGAUGAUAGCGACACGGCUGCAGCACACGGCUAUUACGAACUCGUAAAACGUCAAGCCGCGGACAAGAAGAACAAGAAAAAGAUGGAGUACGAGGAGGCUCGGGCGGCCGAGCGACUUGUCUUUGGUGAACAUGAUGAGGCAUCUGGCCCGCGCUCGGUCACGCGGGCCAUUAUGAAAAAUAAGGGACUAACGCCGCACAGGUCAAAGAGUGUACGCAAUCCGCGUUCACAGCGUGCUGUUUACAAAGGUGGUAUCGGCGAUGCCUCAAAAUAUACAGGCGAGCAGUCUGGUAUAUCCAAAGUUAUCAAAAGCGUCCGCCUGGGAUGA